Messenger RNA from Mizuhopecten yessoensis (Yesso scallop), 1386 nucleotides. RefSeq names its product tripartite motif-containing protein 75-like. Lineage: Eukaryota; Metazoa; Mollusca; Bivalvia; Pectinida; Pectinidae. The record is from RefSeq and is a predicted model, not a curated record. The transcript is spliced from 3 exons. The coding region runs from base 54 to 923 and encodes 289 amino acids. Gene Ontology annotation, molecular function: ubiquitin protein ligase activity. Gene Ontology annotation, biological process: protein ubiquitination.
UGUUGAUGACGUCACGUGUGUUGCCGUGGCGACAAUGAUAAUGCGUUUGUAAGAUGUCGCAAGACUCGGAAGUUUUGGAGCCCAUAAACAGACAUUGGUACAAAUCCCUGAAGUGCAGCAUUUGUUUGGAUUACUACAACAAUCCACACACGCUAAAAUGUGGUCAUAGCUUCUGCAUCAGAUGUCUUGGUCACCUGGCGAGGAAUGCCGGAGAGCACAACCCUGGUUUAAAUCCCAACCAAGUCAAGUUGCACUGCCCAACCUGCCGUCGUCCACUCAGCGCAAAGAACAUCAGAAAGCGACAGCUGACGGUCAACUAUUGCCUUCAGGAGUUCGUGGAAAACUGGCUCAGUGAACAGAGUGUGAUUAGAACCCAAACUGUCCAGGUUAGAUCGGUUGCGUCACAAAGUGCAGAUGAAGGCAGCGAAGAGGAAGGGGAUAAUGAAGAGGUGUCCCGAACGGAAUACGGAGAGGUUCCCGUGCGACAGCUGCUUCCUGUCAUGUCCAGCAGUGAGGUGGACACCAUAAACAACCAAGUAGAGCGACGACGCGUCAGGGCGACGUCAAGCUGUGGCAGCACGUCAGAGGAAUCCGACGCAAGCUUCACAACAACCCGAGACAAUCAACUUGAACAGCAACAGCAAAACGUGGUACAGAGUAUGCCCGUCUUUUCAUUUACAUCAAUUCUUAGACACAUCGCGAUGGACGUUUGUGGCGUCGUGUCCGACGUGGUCAGAUGUCCGAACAGGUCCGUUAUGGCGGUAGUGUGGAGCGGAUACACCUUUUCCAUCAUGCUGAUCUCCAGUGGGUUCUUCCCCUACAUGAUCCUGUACAGCGUCUUGUUCUUCCUCAUACUGUACGCCGAGUCCAUCGAACAGCGGCGGGUAGCACGAGAACGGCGGGCUCUGGCAGCGGAAGACUGAAUCACACCGACCGGUAUACCCGUGGCUUUCUGGUACAAUCGUGUAUGUCUAAAUUACUGACGUGUAGGCUUGUAACGAUGAUUUUUGUAGCACAUGAACUGUUAGGCUGUAGCACUACGUCCGAGCUGAUUUGGCUUUGUUGUUAAUAUGAUUCUUUAUUUGUUUUACGAGGAAUACAAACAGCCAUUGGCUACGACUUGUUCUUCUCACACUUUUGUUCUAAUCUCAAACAAAAUUCUUUACUGAAUGAUAAAAACUGAAACCUUAUUAAAACUGAUUUCGUCAUUCAUACUAACCUACCAUAAACUGCUACCGUUUUUCAGUUUGCCGGAAAGGUACCGUAAUCUGUAUUGUUUUACUGUAUGUAAAUGUCGAGAUCAACGUGAGGAUGUAGACGGUAAAGCACCUGGCUAAAUUUUGUUAAUAAAGGACAAACUUGUUCUCAAUAUCUAUCUUGAUGUGA